GCAUACAUAUGCGGAAAUGGGAGAAACGCAAAGACGGCAUUGUCGGUCGAGCAUGCCGCUAAGGAACAACACAUCAUGUACGUGCUUCAUGCUGUUGGCUCAUGCUCCCGCAGGUUCGCAACUGAGAACGGCGUGUAUUUGCGCAUCUCCGGGUCCGCGACGAACCGUCCUGUUUGCACGUUUGACGUUCUUUGAGGUUUUUCCUAAUGCCAUCCUUGCCGACCCGCAUCUUCUUUCCUUCUCGUCCCCGCCCCUGCCCUUCUCCCUCUCAAUGUUUUGCCUGUGGCGUGUCGCUCAGCCCGAGUGAGGUUGGAAUAGGGCAGGAUUCGCCCACGCCGUGGAGUCGGCUGGCCGCACCAGCCUCCUCGAAGUGCGACGUGCAUGCCGCGGAGAGAAGCCAGACGCCUCCGGACCCUGCAGUCGCCGUUGGUGGAUUUGCCGACCUUUCUUUGCCCAAACACUCGCUUCAGAAUUCCGCCCUGCGCCCUUCUCGCCCCCUCCUCCCCCCUUCCUCCUCUUCCUCUUGUCUCUCCCCACACCCACACGCGAUGCAAUACAUGUGCAUGCGCUCUCACGUAUUAGCAAAGGCCACCCCCACAUGUCCUACUUAUCUCUCCCUUUUCCACUAUGAAUGUGCCUGUACACGAUCGAGCGCCUGGAUCCGGGAAUACGGAUCCCUGGUAUGAGUGGCUCGCGUGAAAAUGGGCAUGUCAACCCCUCUCUCCGUCUUGCCGUCGGCCAUUACCCUAUCCUGUGGCCGUUUGGGGUGACAGCCAAUGUGUAGGCUACGGUGGAAGGGGGGAGUAGGACCAUACGCGAGCAUAAGAGUAGCCUCCUAUCCCCCCCU
Messenger RNA from Colletotrichum navitas, 847 nucleotides. RefSeq lists its product as uncharacterized. The record is from RefSeq and is a predicted model, not a curated record. The coding region runs from base 207 to 686 and encodes 159 amino acids. Lineage: Eukaryota; Fungi; Ascomycota; Sordariomycetes; Glomerellales; Glomerellaceae. The transcript has a single exon.